Molecule: messenger RNA, 5814 nt
Organism: Hippoglossus stenolepis (Pacific halibut)
Lineage: Eukaryota; Metazoa; Chordata; Actinopteri; Pleuronectiformes; Pleuronectidae
Gene: sec24c
Product: SEC24 homolog C, COPII coat complex component
Exons: 25
Coding region: 227-3997 (1256 amino acids)
Biological process (GO): COPII-coated vesicle cargo loading; endoplasmic reticulum to Golgi vesicle-mediated transport; intracellular protein transport
Cellular component (GO): endoplasmic reticulum exit site; COPII vesicle coat
Molecular function (GO): SNARE binding; zinc ion binding
Source: RefSeq, a predicted model, not a curated record
CAGAGGAGGUGAACGCGGAGGAAGUCCCCCUACGGUGUCCGGAUGUGGACGUGGCACAGCGCUGCAGCAGUUCCGCUGAAUGUCCGCUCCUGACACCGAGGAGAAACGGGAUUAGUGACAAACAGCCCGGGACGACGUCGGCCGCCGGGUUUCUCAGCUCGCCCCGGACAGAGGAUAGCCUUUACUAUUCACAACACUUCGGGGAUUUAGGGAUGAACUGAGGAGGAUGAAUGUAAACCAGCACACUCCAAUGGCCUCUCCGUAUGGCCAGCCCCAGCCUGGCUACAGCCAUCCUGGCUACGCUCCCCUGGAUGCGGGAUAUCCUGUCCCGUACGCACCCUACAACGGCCCUGCUUCAGCCUACCAGCCUGGGGCUCAACCACAAGAUUAUUCUCCUUUCACAAGCUUUCCCUCUAAGGCUGUGGCAGCCACCCCAGUCUCUGACCUCUCCUCUCCUCUUGACUUAGGUCCUGCCAGGGGUCCUCCCACAUCUGGAGCCCCGCCAGUCUCAGCGCCUCAACAAUAUAAUCAGUACAGUCACAGUCAAGGGGAAAUGCCGAAUGGACCCCCACCUAUGACACAAGCACCAAACAGGCCUCCUGUAUCUCAGCCGUACAGCCAGGGAGCUGUGAACAUGACAGGGUCGCAAUCCAGCUAUCCUCAACACCAUGGGCCUCCACCCACAAUGCAUCAGGUCACCAACCAGAUGACUGGGAUGCAGAUCAACUCUGGACCCCCAACCCCAGCAGGGCCAGGAUAUGUUCCACCUCACUCCUCCCAGCUUCCCAUCAGUACCGCCUACUCUGCCGCACCUUCGCCCGCCUACACACAAGCCCCUCCACCGGCAUCCUCGGCUCCCACCCAGCCACCAACUCCCAGCGGCCCUGCAACUUCUCAGCAAUACUACGGAGGCCCACUGCCUCCUUCUCAACAGCCAUUCAACUCUUCUGUUCCCCCUACCUCUCAACAGCCGUUCACCUCCUCUGCACAGCCCCCUCCUUCCUCUCAACAAAACUUCCCUCCCUCUUCCUUCUCAGGUCCCAUGCCUCCACCAAACCAAGCUCCUGCUCCUCCAGUGUCCCCACCACAGCAGUCCUUCCCCCCAAACCAGCCCCCCUUCUCCUCAGCACCUCCACCCUCCAGCCAGCCUGCCUUCAUCUCUGGUCCGCCUCCCCCUGCCCAGGGCUCCUUCCAACCCAGGGCACCCCCUCCUUCCUCUCAACCUGGACCUUUUCCUCCCCCUGGUCCCCCUCCCACCUCCACUCCCCCCGGCCAAUACCCAGGCCCCAUGCCUCCUCAACAGCAACCCCCUCCAUCCCAGCCAUCACCUUAUCACUCAGGACCGUCUCCUCCCAGAGCUCAGAUGCCUCCAACUUCCAUGGCUCAAAGCAACCACCUGCCUCCAGGACCACAGGGCCCACCGUGCCCUCCUGGGCCCCUGCAGCAGCCUCCAUCUCAGCCUGGUAUGCAGGGUGGAUACCCUCCUCAGCAGAAUGGUGCUUUUGGGCAGGUGAGAGGCCCUCAGCCUGGCUAUGCAGGCCCUUAUCCUGGGCAACCAAACUAUGGAGCCCCUGCACCAGCACCAGCUCCUGCUCCAGCUGCACAGAAAAGACUUGACCCAGAUGCCAUUCCUAGCCCGCAAGCGUCUGACAUGCCGGCUGUGCAGAAAUCAAGACAUAGAAUAGAUCCAGACGCUAUCCCCAGCCCAAUCCAGGUAAUAGAGGAUGACAGGGCUAAGAGCAACGAGCCAUUCACUACAGGGGUCAGAGGUCAGGCCCCACCGCUGGUCACCACCAACUUUCAGGUCAAAGACCAAGGGAAUGCCAGUCCCAGGUUUAUUCGCUGUACAGCGUACAAUAUGCCUUGCACAGCCGACAUGGCCAAGCAGUCUCAAGUGCCACUGGCCGCCGUCAUCAAGCCCCUCGCCACACUGCCACCAGAUGAGACCCCACCGUACCUGGUGGACCAUGGCGAGGGUGGUCCAAUCCGCUGCAACCGCUGCAAGGCCUACAUGUGUCCAUACAUGCAGUUCAUAGAGGGCGGGCGCCGCUUCCAGUGUGGGUUUUGUAGCUGUGUCACAGAGGUGCCUCAACAUUACUUCCAGCAUCUGGACCACACUGGUAAGAGGGUGGACUGCUAUGACAGGCCGGAGCUUUCGCUGGGCAGCUACGAGUUCUUGGCCACUGUCGACUACUGUAAGAACAAUAAGCUCCCUCAGCCUCCAGCCUACAUCUUCCUCAUCGAUGUGUCCUACAACGCUGUGAAGAGCGGCAUGGUCAACAUCGUCUGCCAGGAACUGAAGACCCUUCUCGACUACCUGCCCAGGGAGAACCCAGAAACGGAUUCUGUGGUGCGGGUGGGUUUCGUCACCUACAACAAGGUUUUGCACUUCUACAAUGUCAAGUCGAGCCUGGCCCAGCCACAGAUGUUGGUGGUGUCGGAUGUGUCGGACAUGUUUGUGCCCCUGCUCGAUGGUUUCCUGGUCAACGUAAACGAAAGCCGGCUAGUUAUCGAGAGUUUACUGGACCAGAUCCCAGAGAUGUUUGCAGACACCAGGGAGACGGAGACGGUCUUUGGACCUGUAAUCCAGGCAGGACUGGAGGCACUGAAGGCUGCAGAUUGUGCUGGGAAGCUGUUUGUGUUCCACACCUCUCUGCCAAUCGCAGAGGCUCCUGGAAAAUUAAAGAACAGAGAAGACAAGAAGCUGAUUGGGACAGAUAAGGAGAAGUCUCUGUUUCAGCCCCAGGCCGGCUUCUACAACACCCUCGCUAAGGAGUGUGUGGCCCAGGGCUGCUGCGUAGAUCUCUUCCUCUUCCCGAACCAGUUUGUGGAUGUUGCCACGUUAGCAGUGGUUCCCGUCUCCACCGGAGGUUCAGUCUACAAAUACACUUACUUCCAGGCUCCAUCUGAUCAAGAACGAUUCCUGAAUGACCUCAGACGAGAUGUUCAGAAACUAGUAGGGUUUGAUGCCGUCAUGAGGGUGCGAACCAGCACAGGUAUCAGAGCGACAGACUUCUACGGCUCCUUCUUCAUGAGUAAUACCACAGAUGUGGAGCUGGCAGGCCUGGACUGUGACAAGGCCGUCACUGUCGAGUUCAAACACGAUGACAAGCUCAGCGAGGAGACAGGGGCACUCAUGCAGUGUGCCGUGCUGUACACCAGCUGCAGCGGACAGAGGCGCCUCCGCGUCCACAACAUGGCUGUCAACUGUUGCUCUCAGCUGGCUGACCUCUACCGCAACUGUGAGACAGACACAAUCAUCAACUUCUUCUCCAAAUAUGCUUUCCGGGGCGUCCUGACCAACCAAACUAAGGCGGUGAGAGACACUCUGGUCAAUCAGUGUGCUCAGAUUCUGGCCUGCUACCGGAAGAACUGUGCAAGCCCGUCAUCGGCUGGUCAGCUGAUCCUCCCAGAGUGCAUGAAGCUGUUACCCGUCUAUCUGAACUGCGUGCUGAAGAGCGACGUGCUGCUGCCGGGAGCCGACGUCUCGUUGGACGACCGAGCUUACCUGAGGCAGCUGAUCAGCGGCAUGGACGUCUCAGAGACCCACGUCUUUUUCUACCCCCGCCUACUGCCACUGAUUAAGCUUGAAAGCGGGUCGUUGCCGAUGGCAGUGAGGGACUCGGAGGAGAGGCUGUCGAAAGGAGGAGUAUACAUCCUGGAGACGGGGCUCCACCUCUUCCUGUGGGUGGGAGCCAGCGUUCAGCAGGAGCUGCUGCUCAACAUCUUUGGCACGCCGAGCUUCAGCCAGAUCGACCCGAGCAUGGCAAAUCUACCAGAGCUGGACAACCCGUUCUCUCAGAGACUCCGAGAAAUUGUUGACUCCUUCAGAGCACAGCGACCACGAUACAUGAAGCUGAUGGUGGUGAAACAGGAAGACAAAGCCGAGCUGAUAUUCAGGCACUUCCUGGUCGAGGACAAGAGCGCCAGCGGGGGAGCGUCAUACGUGGACUUCUUGUGUCACAUGCACAAGGAGAUCCGCCAGCUUCUCAGCUAGGCGCCCCCUCCCCCCACUCAGAGUUUCCCUUUGUUCACCCGUAUGACCCCCGACCACCGCUGACCCAACCCACCUGGUUCACCACUCCUCAUGAAAGAAAGAAAGCGCUUUAUCAUCUUUUUUUUUUUUAAGCCUAACAAACUAAAGCUCUCGUUGCUGUUUGCCACAGACCAGCUGGCGGAUCUCAUCAUGUGAGGGUGUGUGUGAGUGUGUGUGUGUGUGUGUGUGUGUGCGUGCGCGUGUGGGGGAAGAGAGAGAGAGAGAGAGAGAGGAGUGGAUGUGAUGUCAAUAGAGGUUUUCUCUGCCUGUAAUCUACUGCCCUAUCACAGCAGGAGCAGAAUAAGUGAGGAGGGAGGGUAAUGUAUAUACACAAGUGAACAAUUACAUGUAUGCAACAGAUUAAAUGAGCGAUGGAGGGGGCUGAUGUUGACGUAGUCGGUGUACUGUCUUAUUAUUAGCACUGAAAGGCUGUUUUGGGUGCAUAAAUGACCCUUAGAUAGCAAACACUUUUUAUAUGAUUGAAUCCAAAUAGAGUGAAGGACAUCUACAUACAAGACAUAAAUGGAAUUACAUAUUAAAUGCUGUUCUUUCUGUCUCUUCUCCCAUUUAAUCAUGGCCUUAGUACCCCCUUCCCAUGCUCCUCCAAUCAUGUUUGUUUGUUUCCAGAUGUGAGGAUUAGUUGACCGCUGCCCGAUUCUUAUUUCCCGAUGUGGCUCUAGGUUCAAGUGUGAAUUUAAGCACCUAGAUGAACAGCUGGCAAGUUUUCACCUGCAUUUAGAAUAUAAUCUGCUCUGUGUCGACAGAUCUACUGAAAAAUAUGGUGCGCUGAAAACACAGUCAUUACGGUAAUUCGUAUCAUGCAGAUUUGUUUGAUAUCGGCCUCAGUUGAGUUUUCUUUGUCGGCAUGAACAUCUGCCCCCUGUUUACUCACGGGCAAACCAGAUGUGUAUUUCAAAUCACUGUCAUGAUUCUGUUGGGGGAGUUUUAAGUCUAUGCAGCACUGGGAAAGGUCAGAGAUGGAAUAAAGGACAAAAGACUAAAUGAGAGGGAAAAAAAUGAGGAUGUGAAGUUUUGAUCUCAGCAUGACGGCGAUGGAGAAUCCUCUGACUGAGGAUAAUACUGUCUGUUGAUGGUAUGUAGUGCGGCAGACUCUAUAUUAAUGAAGAGUUUUGAUGUCCUAAAAUGUAUAGAAAUGCAUUUUCAAGCCGACAGAAAUAAACAGAGGGAAGGCUGAUAAACAGACAUGAGUUCAUGUUUGCAAACUUUGAGUUGUCUCCGCACUGACUGAGUUCAGUGUGUAAAUAAAAUAUAUAAUCUGUACAGAAUUAAUAAGAAAAUAACAAUUUUAAAGACCUGCCUGAGCAGCUGUGGUUUGUUGAUGGUUGGUUUCUCUGUCACAAAAAUGGCCUAAAUUUAAAAUCAUGGCUUUUACCGGAGAAAUAAAGACUGGCUUUGUGAUCUGUGUGUGUGUGUGUGAGGGAGAGAGAGUGUGUGUGAGUGAGUGAAUGCAGGGUCGGUCCUGGUGAAUUUCUUCUGAGGAACAGAGGGAUCAGCCAACACACACACACAUUCUACCCAUGAGAUUUAUUUCAGUGUUCUUCAUUUAUCACUUUCCGUUCUAAUUUUUUUUCUUUUACUUUGACUUUCGUGUUCAUUUGGUGUGUGUGUGUCGCCCUCUGUUCCAUCUUUACGUUCACGGAGUUCGACCCAUUGUCUCGACUGUAAUCUUAAUUUCUUCUCCUUUUCUUUUUUCUUUGAUUUGUUUUUUUCAUUGCCUCUUGGGACUGCUAAUAAAAUGAGGUUAAAACGAAACUCCA